This is a messenger RNA of Sitodiplosis mosellana (orange wheat blossom midge), 3561 nucleotides long. It is a transcript of the gene l(2)34Fd, whose product is annotated as nucleolar protein 10. Lineage: Eukaryota; Metazoa; Arthropoda; Insecta; Diptera; Cecidomyiidae. The record is from RefSeq and is a predicted model, not a curated record. The coding region runs from base 1328 to 3406 and encodes 692 amino acids. Gene Ontology annotation, biological process: maturation of SSU-rRNA from tricistronic rRNA transcript (SSU-rRNA, 5.8S rRNA, LSU-rRNA). Gene Ontology annotation, cellular component: small-subunit processome; 90S preribosome; nucleolus. Gene Ontology annotation, molecular function: protein binding. The transcript has 4 exons.
UUGUAAUAAAAUCACGAGAAUAAGGCAAUUAAAUAAGUUUUUGUGCAAGUUCGUGAGGAAUUAAUUUUUUUGCUAAAUAUCACAGUUUUUUUUUAAUAUUAUUUUAUACAGACAAAAAUUGUUAUAAAUUGCUAUUCACGCAUUUUUUUUCUCUUCAAAAUGUAGAUAUGCGAUUGGCCGUGGCCAAUGUCAGACAAGCUUGUAAGGUCUAAUUUUUUGUUGUUGCUUGUGUGAUAACCAUAAACAAAAUUGUUAGUUGCAUAAUUGUUGAUGAGCAAAAAUUAUCUAGCGCGUCCUCAAAUGAUCAUCAAUACCGAAAACUGAUUAAUAAAAACGAUGACAUUGUUCACAAGUCCACUUGUAUGCUUCUUGUUGUUCUUUGAUGCGUACAGUAGAAAAAAGCAAUUUGCAUUCAGUGCAAUUAUAAAAACAGUCGUCCCAGAUUAUAUUGACAUAGAACAAUUAAAUGGUUUGAUUUAAAAUGUGUGAAUAAAAUAUUUUCUACAUGAAUAGUUACGGCGUCUGUGUAUGUGUGCGAAAUAGAGAGAGAGAAAGGCAUUAUUUUGUUAAGUGAUGCUAAUAUGAUCAUUGACGUGUGCUAAUCACUUUUGUACGGGAAUAUGUUAGCGGCACUCACAAAUUGAUAUUUCAUAUUAAAUAACUUUUAUUCAAAUUGUACAACGAAGAUUGAUGUGACAUAAUGAAAAUUUCAUUGAGUUAUAAAAUAUAUUAGAUAAAUUACAGUUCGAAUAAACGACCAGUGCAAAACCGUAGACGAGAAUACAGUGAUUUUUAAUAACAUUCUGAUUUACACAACUUUUGGGGGAAAAGUACGUUUUCUCCGGCGUUAUUGGCUACUUAAUUAGUGCCGUUCUCUAUCAAAUCGUAUCAGUAUAAAGUCGUAAUUGAACAUCGAUUGUAAAAGUUAGCACGAAAAUUAUUUUCUGCUGUGAAAACCAUUAAAAAAAUUUUCAUUCAUAUUUCCGUUGAACAAUAAUUUUAUUCUUAUCAUUUCUGAAGAAAACAUAAGCUAUAGCCUGUAGUAUACUUCUCAAAUUCUCAAAUCGAAUUCAAAUGUUUUGUUAUAGAAAAUCUGGUCUAAUUCCUAUAAUCAAAAUAGAAACUAAUUGAGUUCAGCGCCUCAAGUGGUGAGAACUCGAACUGUAUAUGAAUGUAACUUCAAAUUGACAGAAGUCUUCGACGGGCUACACAUGUGCUUACGAUAGUAAACAACGCGAAUGUGCAGAAAAAGCGAUGAAUUUAUUCUAAUAAUAUUUAAAAGAAAUUUGUGUCAUCAUUUAAUAAAGAAUAAAGAAAACGUGCCAAGAUGUUUAUGACCGAUGUGAAUGAUGUGAAAAUAUAUAAUUUGAGUGCUGGGAAAUCACUCCCAGAAUGGCUGACAGAUCAACGGCGGCGAAAAUUACUCAACAAAUCAGUGGAUUUGAGAAAGAGAAUUGAGCUAAUUCAGGACUUUGAUAUGCCAGACGCCUGCCAAUCAAUUCGAAUGUCCCCGGACAAUCAGUUCAUCAUUGCGACUGGAACGUAUAAGCCGAGAGUGACGUGCUUCGAAGUGAACAAUCUAUCGGUCAAAUUUGAACGAUGUUUUGAUUCGGAAGUCGUGUGCACAGAGGUUCUCAGUGAUGACUACAGUAAAAUGGUAUUUCUACAAAACGAUCGAUACGUUGAAUUUCAUGCUGCGCACGGUCGACAUUAUAGAUUGCGUAUACCAAGAUUUGGUUACGACAUGAAAUAUCAUGCUCCGUCAUGCGAUUUAUUUGUUGUCGGCGCAUCAAGUGAAAUUUAUCGACUGAAUUUGGAACGUGGGCAGUUCUUGCAGUCCUUGAAAUCACAGUCAACUAGCUCAGUGAAUCGUUGUGAGGUGAAUCCCGAUCAUCACUUGAUUUGCUUUGGAACCCAAGAGGGAACAGUCGAAGCAUGGGAUCCACGUGAUAAGAAUAGAGUUGGUGUAUUAGAUGUUGCAAUGAAUGUAUCAAAAUUUAAAACAUUCCCAUCCAUAUCAGCGAUGAAGUUCAAGGAUAGCUUACAAUUGGGUGUCGGCACACAUUCGGGUCAUGUGCUAGUUUUUGAUAUACGCGCUAAUCAGCCCAUGAUUGUAAAGGAUCACUUGAAUCAAUUUCCAAUCAAACAAAUUGCCUUCAAUCCAUCACAAAAUGCCAUUUAUUCGAUGGACACAGCUAUAUUCAAAGUGUGGAACGAGACGUCGGGUAAACAAAUUGCAUAUAUCGAAUCAGACACCAGCUUCAAUGAUUUCACAACGAUAUCAAAUACGGGUCUGGUAUUUUUCGCUCAAGAUGAUGUCAAAAUGCUCACAUAUUAUAUUCCAUUGAUGGGCCCCGCUCCUCGUUGGUGCUCAUUCUUGGAUAACCUCACCGAGGAAAUUGAGUCGGAAAAUAUUCAGAACAUAUAUGAUGAUUACAAAUUUGUUACGAAACAAGAGCUGAUCGAACUUGGGCUCGAGCAUUUGGAAGGAACGAAUUUGCUUCGGGCAUACAUGCACGGAUUCUUCGUUGAUAUUCGUCUUUACAACAAGGCUCGCUCAGCAAUUGAGCCAUUCGCCUUUGAAAAAUACAGAAAAGAGAAGAUUCGCCAGCAAAUUGAGGCCUCUCGACCCGCUCGCCUCAAGAUCAAAUCCGACUUACCUGCUGUUAAUCAAGAGUUGGCUUUGAAAUACAUAGAUGACAAUGAAAAUAACGGACGAAAGAAGUCUGCCAAUUUGUUGAAAGAUGACCGGUUCAAGGCACUCUUCAGCAAUCCUGAAUUUGAAGUAGAUAAAAAUGCGGACGAAUAUAAAAUGUUAACGCCAGUGCUGAGCCGAUUGCAAAAGGGUAAAGUAAGAGAGCUCAAACGAAAGGUGGAAAGCGCGAUGCCGUUCAUGGAUGAGGAUGAGAAAGCAAAGAGUUCUGAUGAUGACCUGUUCUCAGAAGAGCCUGAAGACGAGGAAAUGGAGAGCUCCGAUGAUGAUGAUCGCACAUGGGAGAAAAAUCUAAAGAAAACAUACCGUCAAAUUCGAAUUGAUCAAAAAUUCAAAUCACUUGAAGAAGAUGACAACAGUGCUGAAAAUGAAAAUGACGACGAGCCAGCAACGACACUUGGACAGUCAAGUUCAACAAAUGGAAAUGGUAAAAACAUUGAGUUUAAGGUGAAGAACAUAACAACUAAGGCCAACAAAAAAAGUUUGGGUGAUCGUUUGCAGAACACUAGCGGCAUCGAGCAACCGGUGAAUAGUAAUCGCUUGGGAAGCACACAAAUGGCGUUUACCAUUGGAAAGAAAUCGAAAUACAAUAAGCAGCGAGAAAAUGAUUUAAAGAGACAUAGAGAAGAGCGCAAGAGUGUCAUAAGACCAAUCAAAAGUCUGCAUUUGAAAAAAUAUGUUCCGAAAUCUUAGAUAUUUCGACACAAUAAUUUUUCGAUAUUUUAAAAAUGUUUGAGUGAAACAUUUAAAUUCAAUGAUUUUGAUGAUAAUAUUCACACAAAAUUGUGACACUUUAUUUGUUGCUAGAAUUACUUAUAUUUCGAAUAAAAUAGAAUGUGAAAAAUUAA